CUCAGAGAGAGAGAGAAAGUGUAGGACUAGGGCUCUGCCGGAGGAUUCUUCCUCUUCGUGAAGUUCCGGGAUUGCCCCUCCGUCUUCCUCCGUCCGGCCUGUGGUACACAGGAAUCGGCAGACAGGGGGACGAGGGCAACCAUGGGUUCUUUCUGCGUAGUGGACUUGGGAUGCGUCUGUGAGGCUGGUGGCUGUCUCCUUGUGGUGGGAUGGUUCCUCUCUAAACGGCGUUUAGGGUGAUGCUUCUCAUCGUUGUGAAUGAAUUCUCGCGUGGAGGACGGAUUUGGGGUGUCGUUUCGGCUGUUGCUGAUGGGUAUUUUGCGCUGAAUUGGUCUUUUUCAUCUCUCUCUCUCAAUCGAUGCUCGGAUCCUUCGUAUUGUGUGGAGAAGAGAGAUUCUGGCUUUUUGCUCCGGCGUUGAAUGAAUUCUGUCGUAGGUUGUUAAUUGUGGAUAGUUGUGUAUAGAAUUACGGAUGAACAGUAGUAGAGCUUGUGAAUUAGCUGUGGUGGAAAACUAGCGGGAGAAAGUGGAGCUAUUUUCCUCCUUUUCUUUCUUUUCUCCCUUGACUUUUGGUGGUCUAGUGGAUGUAGAACUCGGGUAUAGAACUUUGAUUUUCGGAAGCGUUCUUUUCCUCUUCUUUUAUGGGUUCGAACAUAUCGUGCUUCACGGAAGGAGAUGGAGGUCCUCGGAGGCCCAGUUUGGGCGACAUCCCCGAGAGCUGCAUCGCUUCUGUGUACAUGUACAUGUGUCCGCCGGAAAUCUGCAGACUAGCGAGCUUGAACCGGUCGUUCAGAGGCGCGGCGUCCGCUGAUUUCUUGUGGGAGUCGAAGUUGCCGGCGAAUUAUCGUUAUCUGCUGAAGAAAUUGUUCUUGGAUGAUUUGGGAAGUCGCACAAAGAAGGAGAUUUACGCGGUCCUGUCUCAGCCAAACUCCUUUGAUGGCGGCACCAAGAAAGUUUGGCUGGAGAAAGCAACAGGUGCUGUGUGCUUGUCUAUCUCUUCAAAGGCGUUGUCAAUAACGGGGAUUGAGGAUCGUAGAUACUGGAAUUACAUUCCUAGCGAGGAAUCUAGGUUCCAUGUGGUUGCUUACCUUCAGCAAAUUUGGUGGUUUGAAGUCCAUGGAGAGUUAGACUUCUUAUUUCCAGCGGGAACAUAUAGUCUAUACUUCAGACUUCAGCUGGGUCGUCCAUCCAAAAAAUAUGGUUGGCGCCACUGUAACUUUGAUCAAGUUCAUGGCUGGGAUCUCAAGCCCGUGAGGUUCCAGUUCUCUACCUCUGAUGGCCAGCAUGCCCUGUGCCAGCGCUUUCUUGAAGAGCCAGAAAGUACUCGAAUUGCAGCAUGUGGUGGAUCCCAGAUACGCGGGAACUGGAUGGAUCAUCACGUGGGUGACUUUGUCAUAGGGAACUCCGAUUUGCCCACAAAGAUCAAGUUCUCAAUGAUACAGAUAGAUUGCACCCACACGAAGGGAGGUCUUUGUCUUGAUUCUGUACUAAUAAUUCCAACGGAGUUAGCCAGGAGGAAGGUCUGUUAGUUCUCGGUGCUAGUAACUCCAACGUUGGUUGAGAGGAAGAGCAAGGUCUUUUGUUUCUCUGGAAGCCGAAGUGCAAUUUCAUGGUUGUUUUUCUGCUGGAAUCGCGAAAACAAAGGCUGCAAAGAGCUGUAUAUUACAGGUCGAGUUUGUGGAUUCGUGUAGCACCCUUUGUAAAUGUUUGCGUGCUUGGUGUAUGUAGAGUAGAUCUGCAGAUCUGCUGAUAUGUAAAUGUUUCUGCAAUGGAAUUUGUUGCAUCGCGUAUUUCUUCUU
Nymphaea colorata (pocket water lily) is the source of this 1798-nucleotide messenger RNA. RefSeq names its product F-box protein PP2-A13-like. Gene Ontology annotation, molecular function: protein binding. The transcript has 3 exons. Lineage: Eukaryota; Viridiplantae; Streptophyta; Magnoliopsida; Nymphaeales; Nymphaeaceae. The record is from RefSeq and is a predicted model, not a curated record. The coding region runs from base 641 to 1528 and encodes 295 amino acids.